Pollicipes pollicipes is the source of this 1674-nucleotide messenger RNA. RefSeq names its product DNA-binding protein SMUBP-2-like. The coding region runs from base 1 to 1674 and encodes 557 amino acids. The record is from RefSeq and is a predicted model, not a curated record. The transcript is spliced from 4 exons. Gene Ontology annotation, molecular function: 5'-3' DNA helicase activity. NCBI's taxonomy places the organism in Eukaryota, Metazoa, Arthropoda, Thecostraca, Pollicipedomorpha, Pollicipedidae.
AUGGAGCUGGUAACCUGCCAGGACUUCGUUCGUCUCCACCUGCGCCUGCUGGAGAUGGAGCACCGGCAACAGCGGGAGCGACAGCGGCAGCAGGCGUCAGGCAAUUUGCUGUCCUCGGUGGCCGUCACCGCCGCCAGUCGCACCUUUUGUGGUCAGCGUCUGGUGCUGCGUUCGACCGGCCCCCGGGCACGCAAACUGCCCCGGCACAGCAUCCGCGCCAACGACCAUGUGAUCACGCGCCGGGCCUCGGACUCCGUGGUGGCGCGUCGUACAGCGGGGCGCACGGCCUCGCGCGAGCCGGUGCCAGGCGACGUCUGGUGCGGCGUCGUGUCACGCGUCACCAAGGCCGAGCUCACGCUGGACUUCGGAGAGGUCACCUCGCUCGUCGUGGGCGAGCCCGUCAGCGUGAUGAGGACCGACGACGAGAUGACGCACAAGAACAUGGUGAAAGCGCUGGAGGAGCUGGCUGAAGCGAAGGGUGGGCCGAUCCUGCGGAUGCGGGCCGCGCUGUUCGCCGAGCACGGCCCGCCCGGCACCGGCAAGACCGCCACCGUUGUCGAGGUGAUCCUGCAGCACCAGCGGCUGGGCCAGCGUGUGCUCGUGUGUGCGGCGUCACACAAUGCGGUGGACAACGUUCUGGACCGUCUGGAGGCCGCUCGUGGCGAGAGGAUGGUUCGUGUGGCUGUGGAAACAGUCAAAGACAUCGACGUGUCCGACGACGACGACGACGACGACGACGGCGACGCUUCAGAACAUUUUCCAACAGACGGCAAGGCGCCGUUUGACUUAGUCGUGAUCGAGGAAUGUUCGCAAGCACUGGAGGCGGCCUGCUGGCUAGCGGCGCCCCUCGCAAACAAGCUGCUGCUGGCGGGCGACCACUCUCAGCUGCCGCCGAUGGUCCUGAGCCGGGAGGCCGCGGAGAAGGGCCUGGCCGUGUCGCUGAUGGAGCGCCAAAUGGCGCUGCACGGUGCGGCAGUCGUGCGCAUGCUGCGCACCCAGUACCGCAUGCACGAGCACAUUCAGCGCUGGCCGUCGGAGGCGAUGUACGGCAGCCUUCUAGAGGCGGCGCCGGCCGUGUGCCGGCACCGACUGUCGCAGUUGCCGGGCGUGCGCGACACGACAGAGACGGGCCCCGUCCUGCUGGUGGUCGACACGGCCGGCUGUCGGCUGGAGGAGACGCCCGACUCAAAGAUGGGCUCCAUUGCGAACGAGGGCGAGGCGGACAUCGUGGUGGCACACGCGCGUGCGCUGCUGCGCGCUGGGCUAGAUAUCGGCCAGCUGGGCGUCAUCUCGCCCUACAAGCGGCAGCUGGACCUGGUGCGCGCCCGCCUGCGUCAGCUGCGGCUGGACGUGGCGGUGGGCACGGUGGACGGCUUCCAGGGCCGUGAGAAGGAGGCCGUGCUGCUGUCGCUGGUGCGAUCCAACCAGCGCGGUCAGGUCGGCUUCCUGGCCGAGCGACGCCGCAUCAACGUGGCGGUGACGCGAGCCCGUCGACAGCUGUUCGUCGUCUGCGACACGGCUACCGUGCGGUCCGACGCAUUCCUGGCCUCGCUGGUCGACCACCUGGUGGAGCAUGGCGAAGUCCGCUCGGCGCACGCCUACAGGAACUACCUGGGGGUGGCCGCGCGCGGCCGGUGGCGCUGGCUCGAUGCCACCGAGGCCGGCGAACCCUGA